Messenger RNA from Paramecium sonneborni, 252 nucleotides. The record is from the annotation of a GenBank genome assembly. NCBI's taxonomy places the organism in Eukaryota, Ciliophora, Oligohymenophorea, Peniculida, Parameciidae.
AUGUAACCUUUCUUUAUUCUUAAAAAAUAAGAAGUUAUGAGAGAAAUUGAAUUAGAAUUUAAAGAUUUUUUAAUUUCUAAGUGCAAGAUACACUCUACAAUUUAGAAGGAUGUUUACAAACUACUAAAAAAUUAGAGGUCAGCUUAGAAGUACUCAUAAAUAAAAAAGUAUUAAAAAUUGUUCAUAUGUGUGGAUUUUAUGUCAAAAUAUUUUUAUUUAUAUGUCCUAAUCAUGAAUUUCAUGCAGAUUUGA